AUGGGGGGGGGGGGGGGGGGUUGUAAAGGUGGUUUAUAUAGAGAGGAGAAGCCUGCAGUCUCUCAACAUCUAGAUCUCUGCCAGUCCACCACCAUGUACCUGCACCUCCUCAUCCUCCUCCAACUCCUUUCCUCUGCUGGUGAGUUCAUCUAUUCUGUACAUAAUAUAUCUACAAAGAACCAGCUAGUAAAGAAGGUACAGCUGAUUAUUAUCUACAAAGAACCAGGUAGUAAAGAAGGUAUAGCUGAUUAUUCUCUACAAAGAACCAGCUAGUAAAGAAGGUACAGCUGAUUAUUAUCUACAAAGAACCAGCUAGUAAAGAAGGUACAGCUGAUUAUUAUCUACAAAGAACCAGCUAGUAAAGAAGGUAUAGCUGAUUAUUAUCUACAAAGAACCAGCUAGUAAAGAAGGUAUAGCUGAUUAUUCUCUACAAAGAACCAGCUAGUAAAGAAGGUAUAGCUGAUUAUUAUCUACAAAGAACCAGGUAGUAAAGAAGGUAUAGCUGAUUAUUAUCUACAAAGAACCAGCUAGUAAAGAAGGUAUAGCUGAUUAUUCUCUACAAAGAACCAGCUAGUAAAGAAGGUAUAGCUGGUUAUUCAACACGAUGUGCAAUUAUUGCCUUUUUAUUUGGUCCUUAGUUUGCUUAACAAUAUGAGAGAGAACAGAUGAUAAGACAGACUUAUAAGUGAAAUAAUUUCAUAUCAAUUACUGCUUAUUAUCAGCUAUGUGUCCUGACCUACAAGUGUUCCAGUAAACAUCCUUAUUUCUCCUCCUUCCAAGGGGCCUCUGAGAGUGGCAUUGUGGGGGGUAAGGUAGCUAAGCCUCACUCCAGGCCCUAUAUGGUCUCUCUGCAGCACAAAGGAGACCAUGUUUGUGGAGGAAUGCUCAUCCGGAAGGACUUUGUCCUGACUUCAGCACACUGCUUAAGAGAGUGAGUCAACAAUGAAUAUUAAUGCAUUUUGUUGCAUCAUGUUACAUGUCUCUUGAGGGGCAUCUUUGAGUAAUAACUCAAUGUUGACCGACUUGUUGUUUAACGUGACUCUUUGAUUUGUUUCUAGUGCAUUUCCUUUAACGGUGGUCCUUGGCGCUCACAACCUAACCAAAGAAGAGAAGAAGAGUCGGCAAGAGAUUCAAGUGUCACUGUACCAUCGCCACCCCUUACAUCAGAAUAUAACUCAGUACAGUUACGACAUCAUGCUACUGAAGGUAUGUCUCAGACAUAUUUCAUUUCCCUUCUCUUUGUCAAGUGAGUCACUAUUGGGUCUUUGUCAAGUGAAUUUUCUAGAUAUGAGAUUUACAUGGACCUUACCCUCACUCCAUCCACAACUACUACCUGUUUUUAAGUGGUUCAUUAUAAUCUAAUUCAUAGAUUGUUUCUAUUUUACAGUUACAGACCAACGCUGUUCUGAACGAGUAUGUGAAGGUCAUUGGACUCCCCACUAAGGUUAAACAUAUCCCAGCCAGAACCACGUGCUCUGUCGCUGGCUGGGGAAAGACUGAACCAGAUAAAACAUCUCGUGCUGCGAACGUUUUGAUGGAAGUUGAAGUCACGAUGCAGUUCAACUUUGAAUGCCUAAAUAAGUUGAGGGAAUACUUUAUAAGUAGCCAAAUGAUAUGCACUGAUGAUGGACAGAAAGGCUUUUGUCAGGUAAAUAAUGUACAUUUUGAAUCAAAUAAUUUGACAAGUAGUGGUGUUAGUUCUCCAUUUCAUGUUCCAGCAGUACGUACUUACUAAUGUUGUUUUUAUGUGCUUUUCUUGCCAGGGAGAUUCAGGUGGACCUGUUAUUUGCAAGAACAAGAACGUGGCACAGGGUAUUGUUGCUUUUUUUGGUAAUUCACUGAAAUGUGAUGAUCGUAAGUUACCCCGUGUGUACAUGAACAUUUCCUUCUUCAAGUCCUGGAUUGAACAGGUGAUUAAGGGAUAGCUUUUUUAAAAAUAAACGUCAAGCAUGCAUAAGUAGAUAUAUCAUAAAUGCAUAACAUGUUGUGUACGAAUAUACAGCUAACUGCCAAAACAGUGGAAACACUUGAGUAAAUGAGGGAUACAAAUUAAGACACGUUAUGUUGGUGAUUCCUUUAUUUUGGCAGUUACCUGUACAUGUCUGCUUAAUGAUGCACAUUGCAUAUUGUAUGUUUCAUAGAACAGGAAUCAAAGAAAAUGUCUCUAAUCAGAUUUUAUUUUCUUUCAAUUUUAAAACAGUUAUUCAGAUUGGUGAAGCUGUACAGUACUGGCAUGUCCCACAUUCUCUGGUUCUGUUGAUAAAUUACUGUUUUUACUACAAUUAAAUUAACGUUUUUCUAAAGCCAAAUCUCUGUGGAUUUGAACCAGGAUCUCUAGUGGCACAGCUAUACUUCAUUAGUGCCUUAGACCACUGCGCCACUCGGGAGACCAUGACAUGUUGAAUGCACCGAGCUGUCUGUUUGAACUACUUGCAUACAGCUCGGACACCCAUGCAUACCCCACAAUAUACCAGUGGUCUCUUCACAGUCCCCAAGUCCUGAACAGACUAUGGGAGGCGCACAGUACUACAUAGAGCCAUGACUACAUGGAACUCUAUUCCACAUCAAGUAACUCAUGCCAGCAGUAAAAUACAAUUUAAAAAACAGAUACAUAUAAACCUUAUUGAACAGCGGGGACUGUGAAGCAACACAAACAUAGGCACAGACACAUGCAUACAAACACACGACAACAUACGCACUGUUAACACACUUACACGUGGAUUUUGUGUUGUAGAUAUGUGGUAGUGGAGUAGGGGCCUGAGGUCACACACUUAAUAUGUUGUGAAAUCUGCUGUGAAUGUAUUUUAAUGUUUAAAAAUUGUAAACUCCCUUAAUUUUGUUGGAUCCCAGGAAGAGUUGCUGCUGCCUUGGCAGCAGCUAAUGGGAAUGCAUAAUAAAUACAAAUACACUGUCAAUCCAGGGGUAUACUUCAUUAGACUGUAAAUCCAGGGGAAUACUUCAUUAGACUGUAAAUCCAGGCGUAUACUACAUUUGACUGUACAUCCAGGGGAUUACUUCAUCAGACUUUUAAAUCUAGGGGUAGACUUCAUCAGACUAAAUCCAAGGGUAUUCUUCAUUAGACUGUAAAUCCAGGGGUAUAAUUAAUUAGACUGUAAAUAUAGAUGUAUAUUAAAUUAGACAGAAAAUCCAGGGGUAUACGUCAUUAGACUGUAAAUCGACUGGUAUUCUUCAUUAGGCUCUAAAUCCAGGGGUAUAAUUCAUUGGACUGAAAAUCCAGGGGUAUACUGUUGACUUCAUUAGAAUGUAAAUGCAUUGGUACUUCAUUAGACUUCAAAUCCAGGGGUAAACUGUAGACUUCAUUAAACUUUGAAUCCAGGGGUAUAGCUCAUUACACUGUACAUCCAGGAGUAGACUUCAUUAGACUGUAAAUAUAGGGGUAUACAUCAUUAGACUGUAAAUAUAGGGGUAUACAUCAUUAGACUGUAAAUAUAGGGGUAUACAUCAUUAGACUGUAAAUAUAGGGGUAUACAUCAUUAGACUGUAAAUAUAGGGGUAUACAUCAUUAGACUGUAAAUAUAGGGGUAUACAUCAUUAGACUGUAAAUAUAGGGGUAUACAUCAUUAGACUGUAAAUAUAGGGGUAUACAUCAUUAGACUGUAAAUAUAGGGGUAUACAUCAUUAGACUGUAAAUAUAGGGGUAUACAUCAUUAGACUGUAAAUAUAGGGGUAUACAUCAUUAGACUUUAAAUCCAGGGGUAGACGUCAUUAGACUGUAUGUCCGAGGGAAGACUUCAUUACACUUUAAAUCCAGGGUAGACUUCAUUAGACUGUAAAUCCAGGGGUAUACUGUAGACUUCAUUAGGCUGUAAAUCCAGGGGUAUACUUUAUUAGACUUUAAAUCCAGGGGUAAACUGUAGACUUCAUUCAACUUUGAAUCCAGGGGUAUAGCUCAUUACUGUGACACUCUGGCUCCAUGGACUUUGAUUAUUUGAGCCAGGGUUGUUCAUUUUCAUUGUUUGGGUGUAUUUCUAUGUUGGGUAUUUCUAGUUGUUCAUUUCUAUGUUUGGUGAUUGGUCUUGAUUAGUCAUAUGACUCCCAAUCGGAGGUAACGAGUGUCAGCUGUCGGCUCGUUAUCUCUGAUUGGGAGCCAUAUUUAAACUGUGUGGUUUCUCCUUGGUUUGUGGGUUUUUGUUCCAUGUUUCUGUCAGUGUUACAGAGGACUUCACUAUCGUCAUUUGUUGUUUUUCGUGGUUGCUUUAUUAAAUAAAGUCAUCAUGUUCACUCCACGCGCUGCGUAUUGGUCCGCUUCUUCAGACGAUCGUGACAGAAAAACCCACCAUCAAAGGACCAAGCAGCGUGUCAAGCGGCAACAGGACCCAGCUCCAAAGGCUUCCUGGACAUGGGAGGAGAUUUUGGACGGAAAGGGGUCCUGGACUUGGGAGGAGAUCCUGGAUGGGAUGGAUCGCCGUCCAUGGAGCGAAACGGUGGAGAGACGACGGCGAGAGGAGCAACGGCGUCAGCAGGGCCAUCAUCGUUGGAAGGACGAGAGGCAACCCCAAAAAGUUUUUGGGGGGGGGCACAUGGCUUGGACGACGGGGCUAACGGAGGCAGAGAAGGGGCGAAUUCAAGAGGCAACCAGGUUACGGGGGUCACUGGCCAAAGUAGGGAAAGGAGAUGUAGAGGCACGGCGUGAGAGACUGAGGUGUGUAUCCAGUCCGGUCCGGCCCGUUCCAGUUCCCGGGGUAGAGCCAGUGGUGUGUGCCUCCAGUACGGUCCGGCCUGUUACGACCCCUCGCACCAAGGAUACGGUGCGCUUCGCCAGCCCGGCCCGGCCUGUUCCGGCCACUCGCACCAGGGAUACGGUGCGCUUCGCCAGCCCGGCCCGGCCUGUUCCGGCCACUCGCACCAGGGAUACGGUGCGCUUCGCCAGCCCAGCCCGGCCUGUUCCGGCCACUCGCACCAGGGAUACGGUGCGCUUCGCCAGCCCAGCCCGGCCUGUUCCGGCCACUCGCACCAGGGAUACGGUGCGCUUCGCCAGCCCAGCCCGGCCUGUUCCGGCCACUCGCACCAGGGAUACGGUGCGCUUCGCCAGCCCGGCCCGGCCUGUUCCGGCCACUCGCACCAGGGAUACGGUGCGCGUCGCCAGCCCUUUCCCACCAGUGCCUACACCACGCCCCAAGCCUCCUGUGUGUCUCCCGAGUCCUGUGCGUCCUGUUGCUGCUCUCCGCACUAGGCUUAAUGUGAGUCCCCAGGGUCCAGCAUGCCCUGUUCCGGCUCUCCGCACUAGCCCUUAUGUGCGUUCCCAGGGUCCAGCAUGCCCUGUUGCUUCUCCCCGCACUAGCCCUGAGAUGCGUGUCCUCAGCCCGGUACCUCCAGUUCCGGCACCACGCAUCAGGCCUACGGUGCGUCCCCAGGGUCCAGCAUGCCCUGUUGCUUCUCCCCGCACUAGCCCUGAGAUGCGUGUCCUCAGCCCGGUACCUCCAGUUCCGGCACCACGCACCAGGCCUACGAUGCGCCUCAGACGGCCAGAGUCUGCCGUCUGCCCAACGGGGUCUGAACUGUCCGUCUGCCCAACGCCGUCUGAACUGCCCGUCUGCCCAACGGGGCCUGAAACUGUCCGUCUGCCCAACGCCGUCUGAACUGCCCGUCUGCCCAACGCCGUCUGAACUGUCCGUCUGCCAAGCGCCGCAGGAACUGCCCGUCUGUACUGAGCCUGCAAAGCCGCCCGUCUGCCAUGAGCCUUCAGAGCCGUCCGCCAGACCGGAGCCGCUAGAGCUCUCCGCCAGACAGGAGCAGCCAGAGCCUUCCGCCAGACAGGAUCAGCCAGAGCCUUCCGCCAGACAGGAGCAGCCAGAGCCUUCCGCCAGACAGGAUCAGCCAGAGCCUUCCGCCAGACAGGAUCAGCCAGAGCCUUCCGCCAGACAGGAUCAGCCAGAGCCUUCCGCCAGACAGGAUCAGCCAGAGCCUUCCGCCAGACAGGAUCAGCCAGAGCCUUCCGCCAGACAGGAUCAGCCAGAGCCUUCCGCCAGACAGGAUCAGCCAGAGCCGUCCGCCAGACAGGAUCAGCCAGAGCCUUCCGCCAGCCAGGAUCCGCCAGAGCCGUCCAGCCAGGAUCCGCCAGAGCCGUCCAGCCAGGAUCCGCCAGAGCCAGCCAGCCAGGAUCCGCCAUUCAGUCCGGGUGCUGCCCCUUAGUCAGGUACUGUCCCUUAGUCCGGUGCUGCCCCUUAGUCCGGUGCUGCCCCUUAGUCCGGUGCCGCCCCUUAAUCCAGUGGGGUUUAAUUGGGGGGUGGUCAGGUGGAGGGGGCUACGGAAGCGGAUAGUGACUAAAGUGGGGUGGGGACCACGACCUGGGCCAGAGCCGCCACCAUGGACAGACGCCCACCCAGACCCUCCCCUAGACUGUAUGCUGGUGCGCCCGGAGUGCGCACCUUUAGGGGGGGGUACUGUGACACUCUGGCUCCAUGGACUUUGAUUAUUUGAGCCAGGGUUGUUCAUUUUCAUUGUUUGGGUGUAUUUCUAUGUUGGGUAUUUCUAGUUGUUCAUUUCUAUGUUUGGUGAUUGGUCUUGAUUAGUCAUAUGACUCCCAAUCGGAGGUAACGAGUGUCAGCUGUCGGCUCGUUAUCUCUGAUUGGGAGCCAUAUUUAAACUGUGUGGUUUCUCCUUGGUUUGUGGGUUUUUGUUCCAUGUUUCUGUCAGUGUUACAGAGGACUUCACUAUCGUCAUUUGUUGUUUUUCGUGGUUGCUUUAUUAAAUAAAGUCAUCAUGUUCACUCCACGCGCUGCGUAUUGGUCCGCUUCUUCAGACGAUCGUGACAAUUACACUGUAAAUUCAGGGGUAGACUUCAUUAGACUGUAAAUCCAGGUGUAGACUUCAUUAGACUGUAAAUCCAGGGGUAAACUUAAUUAGACUUUAAAUCCAGGGAUAGACUUCAUUAGACUGUAAAUCCAGGGGUAUACAUCAUUAGACUGUAAAUAUAGGGGUAUACAUCAUUAGACUGUAAAUAUAGGGGUAUACAUCAUUAGACUGUAAAUAUAGGGGUAUACAUCAUUAGAAUGUAAAUCGACUGGUAUUCUUCAUUAGACUGUAAAUCCAGGGGUAUACUAUUGACUUCAUUAGACUGCAAUUCCAGGGGUAGACUUCAUUAGACUGCAAAUCCAGGGUAUACUUAAUUAGACUGUAUGUCCGAGGGUAGACUUCAUUAGACUGCAAAUCCAGGGUAGACUUCAUUAGACUGUAAAUCCAGGGGUUUUGUUUUGCUACAGCCUGAAUUCAAAAUUGAUUAGUCUUAUUUGUUGUCCCCCAUCUGCACACAGUACCCCAUAAUGACAAUGACACAGUGAAAACUAUGUUUUUAGAAAUGUUUGCACAUUUAUUGAAAAUGAAAUACAGAAAUAAGUAUUCACACCCCUGAGUCAAUACUUUGUAGAAGCACCUUUGGUGGCCAUUACAGCUGUGCAUCUUUUGUGGUAAGUCUCUAAGACCUUUGCACACCUGGAUUGUGCUAUAUUUGCCAAUUUUGUCUUUAAAGACUUCUUUAAGCUGUGUCAACUUGAUUGUGGAUCAUUGCAAGACAGCCAUUUUCAAGUCUUGCCAUAGAUUUUCAAGCUGAUUUAAGUUAAAACUGUAACUCGGCCACUCAGGAACAUUCAGUGUCAUCUUGGUAAGCAACUCCAAUAUAGAUAGGGUAGUCAUUCAAAAAUCAUGUUAACCACUUUUAUUGAACACAGAAUGAUUCCAUGCAACUCAUUAUGCGAUUUGUUAAGCACAUUUUUACUCCUGAACAUAUUUAGGCUUGCCAUGACAAAGGGGUUGAAUACUCAUUGAUUCAAGACAUAUCAGCUCUACAUUUGUUAUUAAUUUCUCAAAUGUUCUACAAUUCUACAAACAAAAUUCCACUUGGACAUUAUGGGGUAUUGUGAGUAGGCCAGUGACACAAAAUUCAAUCUAUUUUAAAUUCAGGCGCAACACAACCAAAUGACCAUAGAUGACAGUAUGGACUUUUCCCCCUGUGUGUGUGUGUUUGUGUGUGUGUGUGUGUGUGUGUGUAAGUUUGUGUGGGUAAUUGUGUGUGGCGUGUCCUCUUCUGUUCCACUUAAACCUGUCAUACAUGUCUACCUCUCACCUAGUAAGUGAGAAACCACCAACCACCUCUGUGCUUUUCCUGUUGUCGAUCUGUGAACCUACACCUUCUCAGAAAUAGACAGGACCUCAAACCCACAGAGCUCCACAUGGUCUCUGUUGCUAGGCAAUGCGUUCUCUGGAAACCACUUAAUUAAUUUAUUUAUUUAUUGACAUUUGCUGGUCUUGCAUGCUCUUUCUCACCUUCUCUCACCUCUCCUCUCUGUGUCUGUGGGUGUUGGUGUUUUCCUGUCCUGUCCUGUUGUUGGGCCUGCAGUCUGAGGUACCACAACCUCAAACCAACUACAUCCACCGUAUCAAACUGCUGGGCCAGACUGUCACCCUCAGGGUUCUACUGGUAGGCCAGACCUUCACCCUCAGGGUUCUACUGGUAGGCCAGACCGUCACCCUCAGGGUUCUACUGCUGGGCCAGACCGUCACCCUCAGGGUUCUACUGCUGGGCCAGACCGUACCCUCAGGGUUCUACUGCUGGCAGACAUUCACCCUCAGGUUCUACUGGUGGGCCAGACCGUCACCCUCAGGGUUCUAUGCUGGGCCAACAUCACCCUCAGGGUUCUAUGCCGGGCCAGACGGUACUCUGGUACGUAGGCAGACGUCACCCUCAGGGUUCUCUUACCCUGGCUAGUGGGCCAACCGCACCUCAUGGUUUAGCUGGGCCACGUCACCCUCAGAGGGUUCUACUGCUGGGCCAGACCGUCACCCUCAGGGUUCUAUUGGCCAGCCGUCCCCUCGGGUUUCUGUGGCCAGACCUUUACCCUCGGGUAACUCCAGAGUCGACUUCAUGAGACGUAAAAUAUAGGGGUAUACAUCAUGAGACUGUAAAAUAUAGGGUAUAAUCAUUAGACUGUAAUAUGGGGGAUACAUCAAGACUGUUGUAAAUAUAGGGGUAUACAUCAUUAGACUGUAAAUAUAGGGGUAUACAUCAUUAGACUGUAAAGAUAGGGGUAUAACAUCAUUGCCGUAAUAUAGGGGAUAAAGCAUUAGACUGUAAUAAGGGGAUAAUCAUUAGAUGUAAAAUAGGGUAACUCAUUAGACUGUAAAUUGGGGAUAUACAUCAUUCGACGGUAAAUAUAGGGAUACAUCAGUCGACUUUAAAUCCAGGGGUAGACGUAAUAGGCCUGUUUCCGAGGGAAGACUUCAUUACCACUUUAAAUCCAGGGAGAACGUCAUCGACUGUAAAUCCAGGGGUAUACUGUAGUAGACUUCAUAGGCUGUAAAUCCAGGGGUAUACUUUAUUAGAUUUAAUCCCGGGUAAAAUGUAGGACUUCAUCAACUUUGAAUCCAGGGGUAAGCUCAUUACGUGACCAAUCUGGCCCAGGACUUUGAUUAUUGAGCAGGGUGUCAUUUCAGGGUUGGGUGUAUUUCUAUGUUGGGGUAGUUUAGUUGUGUCAUUUCAUGUUGGUGAUUGUCUUGUUAUUAGUCAUAUGACUCCAAUCGGAGGUAACGAAGUGUCAAGUGUCGGAUCGUUAUCUUGAUGGGAGGCCAUAUUUAAAACUGUGUGGUUUCAUUGGUUGUGGUUUUUUGUUCAUGUUUCUGCAGUGUUAAAGAGGACUUCAUAUCGUCAUUUGUUGUUCGUGGUGCUUUAAUAAACUAAAGUCAUAUGUUGACACACGCGCUGCGUAUUGGUCCGCUUCUUCAGACGAUCGUGACAGAAAAAACCCACCAGCAAAGGACAAGCAGGUUGUUCCAAGCGGGGCAACAGGGACCAGCUCCAAAGGCUUCCUGGAACAUGGGAGGAGAUUUUGGACGGAAAGGGGUCCUGGACGUGGGAGGAGAUCCUGGAUGGGAUGGAUCGCGUCAUGGAGCGAAACGGUGAGGACGACGGCGAGAGGAGCAAACGGCCAGUCCAGCAGGGCCAUCAUCGUUGAAGGACGAGAGGCAACCCCAAAAAGUUUUGUGGGGGGGCACAUGGUUGGACGCGGGCGCUAAACGGGGAGGAGAAGAGGGCGAAAAAAAUGUUGUUUUUUUUUUUUCCCAAAAAAAGAGGCAACCAGGUUAACGGGGGUCAACUGGCAAAAGUAGGGAAGGAGAUGUGAGGCACGGCGUGAGAUACUGAGGUGUGUAUACCAGGACGGGCGGCCACCAGUUCCAGUUACCGGGAGUAGAGCCAGUGGUAGUGAAUUGGUGUUCUGGUUUUGUGUGAACUCCAGUACGGUUUCUCAGGAAUGGUUCCUGUUUACGACCCUCUCGCACAAAGGAUACAGGUGCGCUUCGCCAGCCCGGACCGCGCUGUUCGGCCACUCGCACCAGGGGUACGGAUGCGCUUCGCCAGGCCCGGCCCGGCCUGUUCCGGCACUCGACAGGGAACGCAGGCGCUUCGCAAGCCCAGCCCGGCCUGUUCCGGCCACUCGCACCAGGGAUACGGUGCGCUUCGCAGAACAGCCGGCACUGUUCGGCCACUCGCACCAGGGAUACGGUGCGCUCGAUUCGCCAGCCCAGCCCGGCCUGUUCCCGGCCACUGCAACAGGGAUACGGUGCGCUUCGCCGCCCGCGCUCCGGCCUGUUUCCGGCCACUCGCAACAGGGAUACGCGUGGCGCGUCGCCAGCCCUUUCCACCAGUGCCGACACCACGCCACCAAAGCCGUCUGUGCGUUCUCCGAGUCCUGGCGCCCUGUUGCUGCUCUCCGCCAAUAGGCUUAAUGUGAGUCCCAGGGUCAGCAGGCCCUGUUCCGGCUCUCCGCACUAGCCCUUCUGUGCGUUCCCAGGGGUCCAGAUGCCCGUGCUCUCCCCGCAUAGCCAUGAGAUGCGGGUCCUCAGCCGGUACCUCAGUUCCGGCACCACGCAUGGCCAUACGGUGCGUCACAAGAUGGUCAGCCAUGCCCUGUGCUUCUCCCCGCAAUAGCCCGAGAUGCGUGUCCUCAGACCGGUACUCGUUCCGGCACCACGCACAAGGCUACGAUGCGCCUCAGGACGGCCAGAGUCUGCGUCUGCCCAACGGGUCUGAACUGGUCCGUCCCAGCCGUCGGAACGGCCGUAGGCCCAACGGGGCCUGAAUUUACGUCUGCCCCAACGCCGCUGAAACUGCCGUCUUGCCCCCAAACGCAGUCUGAACUGUCGGCCAAGGACGCAGAGGAACUGCCCCGUCUGUACUGAGCCUGCAAGCCGCCCGUCUGCCAUGAGCCUUCAGAGCCGUCCGCCAGACCGGAGCCGCUAGAGACCUAGAGCUCUCCGCCAGACAGGAGCCGCCAGAGCAUUCCGCCAGACAGGAUCAGCAGAGCAUUCCGCCAGACAGGAAGCAGCAGAGCCUUCCGCCAGACAGGAUCAGCCAGCGCCUUCCGCCAUGAAGAUCAGCCAGCGCCUUCCGCCAGACAGGGAUCAGCAGAGGACUUCCGCCAGACAGGACCAGCCAGAGCCUUCGCCAGACAGAAUCAGCCAGAAGCUUCCGCCAGACAGGAUCAGCCAGAGCUUCCGCCAGACAGGAUCAGCCAGGAGCCGUCCGCCACUGACAGGCGACAGCGAGCCUUCCGCCAGCCCAGGAUCCGCAGAGCCGUCAGACCAGGAUCCGCCAGAAGCCAGUACAGCCAGGAUCCGCCAGGAGCCCGACCAGCAAGGAUCCGCCAUUCAAGUACUGGUGAUCGCCCCUUAGUCAGGUACUGUCCCUUAGUCGGUGCUGCCACUUGUCCGGUGCUGCCCCUUAGUCGUGCCGCCUUAAUCCAGGGGGUUUUUAAUUGGGGGGUGGAAGGUGGAUGGGGGUAGAAGCGGAUAGUGACUAAAAGGGGUGGGACCACGACCUGGGCCGGCGACGCCACCAUGGACAGACGCCCCCCAGACCCUCCCCUAGACUGUAUGCUGGUGCGCCGGAGUGCGCACCUUUAGGGGGGGGGUACUGUGACACUCUGGCUCCAUGGACUUUGAUAUUGAGCCUAGGGUGUCAUUUUUUUUCAUGUCUUGGGUGUAUUUCUAGUUGAGGUAUUUCUAGUUGCUUCAUUUCUAUGUUUGGUGAUUGGUUCUUGAUAGUCAUAUGACGCCCAACGGAGGUAACGAGUUGUCAGCUGAUCGGACUACAGUUAUCUAUCUGAUGGGAGCCAUAUUAAACUGUGUGGUGUUCUCAUGGGUUUGUGGGUUUUUGUUCCAAGUUAUGUCAGUGUUACAGAGGACUUCACUAUAGUCAUUUGUUGUUUUCGUGGUUGCUUUAUUAAAUAAAGUCAUCAUGUUCACUCCCGCGUGGUAAUGGUACGUCUUCAGACGAUAGUGACAAUUACACGUAAAUUCAGGGUAGACUUCAUGUAGACUGUAAUCCGUUGUAACUUCUUCGGACUGAAAUCCAGGGGAAACUUAAUUAGAUUUAAAUCAAGGGAUAGACUCAUUAGACUGUAAAAUCCAGGGGUCUACAUCAUUUUAGACUGUAAAUAUAGGGGUAUACAUCAUAGGAAUGUAAAUAUAGGGGUAUUACAUCAUUAGCGUAAAUAUAGGGGUGUAUCCAUCAUUAGAAUGUACAUCGACUGGUAUCUUCAUUCGACUUACAUCAGGGGGGUUAGUACUAUUGACUCAUUAGGACUGCACCAAGGGUAGACUUCAUUAGACUGCAAAUCCAGGGGAUACUUAAUUAGACUGUAUGUCGAGGGUAGAUUCAUUAGACUGCAAAUCCAGGGGAGACUCAUUAGACUGUAAACCAGGGGGUUUGUGUUUUGCUGUUAAAGCCUGAAUUCAAAAUUGAUUAGUCUUAUUUGUUGUCCCCAUUGCACACUUACCCAUAAGGACAAUGACACAGUGAAAACUAUGUUUUAGAAAUGUUGCAACAUUUAUUGAAAAUGAAAUACAGAAAUAAGUAUUCCACCCCUGAGUCAAACUUUGUAAGACGCACUUGGUGGCCAUUACAGCUGUCAUUCUUUGGUGGUAAGUCUUCUCAGACUUUGCACACCUGGAUGUGCUAUUAUUGGCCAAUUUUGUCUUAAAGAAUCUUAAGCUGUGUCAACUUGAUUGUGGAUCAUUGCAAGACAGCCAUUUUCAAGUCUUGCCUAGAUUUCAAGCUGAUUUAAGUUAAAACUGUAAACUCGGGCCCACUCAGGAACAUUCCAGUGUCAUAUUGGUAAGCAAACUCCAAUAUAGAUCGUGGUAGUAUUCAAAAUAUGUUAACACUUUAUGAACCAGAUGAUCAAUGCCAAAUCAUUAUGCGAUUUGUUUGUAAGCCCAACAUUUUUAGCCUGACAAUUUAGGCUGGAAUGACAAAGGGUUUGAAUAUCAUGAUUCAAGACAUAUCGCGCUACAUUUGUCUUAAUUUUCACAGGUGCUACAAUUCGAACAAACAAAAUUCCACUUGGACAUUAUGGGUUUAGGUUAUGGGGAGUAGGCCAGUGACACAAAUUCAAUCUAUUUUAAAUUCAGGCGCAACACAACCCAAAUGACCAUAGAUGACAGUAUGGACUUUCCCCCUGUGUGUGUUGUUUGUGUGGUGGUGUGUGUGUGUGUAAGUUGUGUGGUAAUUGUGUGUGGCGGCCGUGUCCUCUCUGUUCCACUUAAACCUGUCAUAAACAUGUUCAACCUCUCACCUAGGUAAGUGAGAAACCACCAACACCUCUGGCUUUCCUGUGUCGAUCGUGAACCUACCCUCUCAUGGAAAUGACAGGACCUCAAACCCACAGACUCCACAUGGUAUCUGUUGCUAGGCAAGCGUCUCUGGAAACCACUUAAUUAAUUUAUUAUUUAUGACAUUGCUGGUCUGCAUGCUCUCUUCCCCACCUUCUCUCACCUCGCCUCUCGGUGUCUGUGGGUUUGUGUGUUUUUCAUUGUCCUGUCCUGUUGUUGCCUGCAGUCUGAGGUACCACAACAUUCACAACCAACUAACAUCCACCGUAUAACUGCUGGCCAGACUGUCACCACAGGGUUUACUGGUAGGCCAGACUCACCCUCAGGGUUACUUGUAGGCCAGACCGUCACCCCGGGUUUAUGCUGGGCCAGACCGUCACCCUCAGGGUUCUACUGCUGGCCAGACCGUCACCGCGGGUUCUAGGCUGGGCCAGACAUUCCCCUCAGGGUUCUACUGGUGGGCCAGACCGUUCACCCUCAGGGUUCUACUGCUGGGCCAGACAUUCACCUCAGGGUGCUACUGCGGGCCAGACGGUCACCCUCCGGUUCUACGGUAGGCCAGACCGUCACCCUCAGGGUUCUACGGACUGGGCCAGACCGUCAUCCCCUCAUGGUUCUAAUGCUGGGCCAGGACAGACCGUCACCCUCGAUGGUUUCUACUGCCUGGGACAGACCGUCACCCUCAGGUUCUAAUGAUGCGCGACAGACCUUCCUCAAAAUCAGGGUUCUACUGCUGGCCCAGACCGUCACCUCAGGGUUCGAUGGUGGGCCAGACCGUCACCCUCAGGGUUCUACUGCGGGCCAGACCUUCACCUCAGGGGUCUAAUGCUGGGGCCAGACGUCCCCUCAGGGUUCUACUGGGGCCAGACCGUAACCCUCAGGGUUCUACUGGGUGGGCCAGACCAGUCACCAUCAGGGUUCUACUGGUGGGCCAGACCGUCCCCCUCAGGUCUAAUGAUGGGCCAGGACCUUCACCUCAGGGAUCUAUGGUGGGCCAGCUUCACCCUCAGGGUUCUAUCGGG
Coregonus sp. 'balchen' is the source of this 14648-nucleotide messenger RNA. The record is from the annotation of a GenBank genome assembly. Lineage: Eukaryota; Metazoa; Chordata; Actinopteri; Salmoniformes; Salmonidae.